This is a messenger RNA of Chara braunii, 1402 nucleotides long. The record is from the annotation of a GenBank genome assembly. Lineage: Eukaryota; Viridiplantae; Streptophyta; Charophyceae; Charales; Characeae.
GGCGAGAGUGUCAAAGGGUCACCAUGCUCGAGUAGUGGGUAUGGUGGUCCUGAACUGGAGGCAUGUUAAAGGGGUCGUCAAGACAAAUGGUCUGAUUGGUCCUGACCUGAGGUGGGCCGAAUGAGGUAUGUCAGACUGAUGGGGUCUGUCAUUCCCGGUCAGUGGUGGGCCAUGCGAGAGGGAUACGAUGGACGAUCAGAUUUCGCGAAUCGAGUUCGGUUCGGGAACCGGCUAGGUGGUUCACGUGGACACCCCAAUCCAACACUUCGAGAUGGAGAUCGAGGGAGUUUCGAAGCUUCAAGUGGCAGAUACGACUAUGGAGACCGAGACUUUGAUCCAGUGAGACGAGAAGGAAGACAUGAGUACGGGGAUCGAGUUGGUUAUUGGGGGAGGCAUCCCCCUCCUACUUGCUUUAGGUGUAAUGAGGAUCGUUUGAAGAAGGAAGAAAAGGAAAGGAAGAAGAAGGAAAAAGCGGAGGAAGCACGUCUUCGCCAUGAGGAGGAGGAAGCUAAGAAGCUACGAGAGAAGAAGAAGACCAAGAAGGCGAAGAAAGCCGCAGAGAAAGCAGCACUUGAGGCCCAGAGGGAAGCUGAGUUUCGCGAGGAGAUGCACAAGACCGUGAAUAUGCAAGUGCACAUAAAGUUGAGCGAGGUUAAUGACGUUCUGCACAGAGGUUUGCGUUAUACCGCACAGAAAGCUGGUUUGGUACGUUCGAGGAAAGGGAAAGAGCCGACAACGCAAUCCAGCGACGAGGAAGUCUCGGCUAAGGAGGAUGGCGAGAGUGAAGAUGAAGAGCUGAAUCGGCGAGCAAGCGAGUUGCGGAUCUUAGAGAAACGAAAACGUGGGGAGGAACCGCUCUUCGAAGAUAGUCCCCCGAUGGAGACUGCUCCAAAACGAACCGGUAAGCGAGGAUCCGUACUACCGCUCAGGCUUACGACGAGACUCACACGCUCGAAGACCAAAGGCGAUGAAGAGAAUAAGACACCUGGCUCAACAGACAAGAAUACUCCUCAAUCAUCUAAGAAGAAGACUCCACGAUCAACCAAGAAGAAGACACCAGUUACUAUGAAGCGUAAGAAUAUUCUGGCUGCGGUUGGCACGGUGGGAAAACUCAAGUACCAUAAUGACGUUAUGCAAGAACUCCGCAAGGCCGACGCUCCGGAGCUUCAGGACAUUUGCCGGAAGGAGGGAAUACCGUACGCCAACAAGGUUGAUGCGAUCUUUGAUAUCGUCGAACACCGUACUAAGCUGGCAUAUGGUGAAGAGCAGGUUGCCGAGGAACUUGUGGAAGAGCAAAUUGAGGCCGUUGUACAGGAUAUUGUCGACGAUGACGAGGAUGAAGAGGCCUGAGGAGACUUAAGCACUGAUGUAACAUGGCACUAUGUCAGAGUUUCAACCGACU